CAGAAGCCACCAUGACACCACACUUUAAAACAUAAUCUUACACAUCCAACCAUCCAUGCCAUACAUACAUAAAAUCACGCCUAUUCCCCUUUAAUACUAAAUAAAACGAAUAAAUAAAUGUGCAUCGAUCUUUGUGAGCCAUGGGCGACAAACCGAAACCGAAGAUCACGAAAAUACCUCCGUUCUACCAAUUCCUUUUCGGAGGAUCAGCCGGCAUGCUGGCAAUUUGCAUCGUCCAGCCCAUGGACCUGCUGAAGACGAGAAUGCAGCUGCUGGGGCCCGCCGGCAAGGACUACACCAUGGUUAAGAUGGCCAAAGAGGUAAUCGCUAAAGAGGGUAUUUUUGGACUUUACAACGGGAUAUCCGCCGCGCUGUUCCGACAGGCCACGUACACCACCGGACGCCUCGGCAGCUUUAACGCUCUCACCGAUGUAUACACCAAAUCAUACGGGACGCCAAACUUCGGCAUGAAGAUGCUGAUUGGGAUGACCGCGGGCGGCAUCGGGGCGCUCGUGGGCAACCCAGCCGAAGUCGCGCUUGUAAGGAUGACCGCUGAUGGCCGCCUGCCCCCCGAGAAGCGAAGGAACUAUUCGCAUGUGUUUAAUGCGCUUGGCAGAAUGGUCAGCGAGGAAGGCGCAGGUUCGUUGCUCCGAGGUGCUUCGGCCACCGUCUCCCGCGCAGCGGUCGUCAACGGCGCACAACUAGGCUCCUACGCUCAAGCCAGAGAGAUGCUCCUACCCAUGAUGGGGGACUCUAUGUUCCUUCACUUCACUGCGUCUAUGAUAGCCGGCCUUAUCACCUCUGCUGCAUCACUACCGCUGGACAAGGUUAAAACGAAAGUGCAAAGCGCGGCAAAAGGGGGCGAACAAAAAGGCAUGGUCGGCGUAAUAUUUGAGGUGCUAAAGAAGGAGGGCAUCCUAGGGUUCUGGAGCGGGUUCCUGCCCACCUACCUUAAGAUAGGACCCCACACGGUCUUCACGUUCAUAUUCCUGGAGCAGAUAAACGCUGCCUACUUCAGGGCCGUCAAUGCGUAACUUUUGGACGCCAACAACAUUUUAUUGCGCAGACAUAAAAGUUUGUUCUAACGGCUUUUUCCGAAUCCGCGUCGACAUAUG
Molecule: messenger RNA, 1115 nt
Organism: Cydia fagiglandana
Lineage: Eukaryota; Metazoa; Arthropoda; Insecta; Lepidoptera; Tortricidae
Product: mitochondrial 2-oxoglutarate/malate carrier protein-like
Exons: 6
Coding region: 141-1034 (297 amino acids)
Molecular function (GO): transmembrane transporter activity
Source: RefSeq, a predicted model, not a curated record